Messenger RNA from Suillus paluster, 477 nucleotides. RefSeq lists its product as uncharacterized. The record is from RefSeq and is a predicted model, not a curated record. NCBI's taxonomy places the organism in Eukaryota, Fungi, Basidiomycota, Agaricomycetes, Boletales, Suillaceae. The coding region runs from base 1 to 477 and encodes 158 amino acids. The transcript is spliced from 3 exons.
AUGCGGAUGUAUCCUGGAUAUAUCCUGCAUGAGAAUCAUGUUGCCAGCUUCCUGGGCUUACAAAUCACUGUUCUGCGGGGGCUAUAUCAAUUCAAGGUUCAGCAUUUACAUGGCCAAGGGCCCAAUACCCGCACACGCAAAACUCUGGAUACGGUCGAGGAACGUCUUACCCUUAGCCAUGCCAAAUAUGCAAGUGCUCGUGAGGCACUCAUCUCCUUGGCUCAUCACCUUGAUCGGAUAGGAUGGGAGCAUAAACUCCAGCCUUUGAAAAAGGCACACCUCAGACCAAUCGGGGACUUCGGUCAACAGACGCAAGGCACGACUAUAAUGUCGUGGAUUUGGUUGACUCAAGGAAUAUCUUCUGAUGACACCGAGGGAAUGCAGGAGUUGGUAGCGCUUCGCGUCGAGUGGUGUAAAGCCCGAGCACGUCAUAAUAGAUGGUCGGAGGAGAUCCAGCUUUUAUUAGAAGAAAUGUGA